AUGGGCUUCGCCCUGGAGCGCUUCGCCGAAGCCGUGGACCCGGCUCUGGAGUGCAAGCUGUGCGGCCAGCUGGAGGCGCACGUCGAACGUUGUGGCUUCGGCCCGGCUACCCGCCCCCGCAGCGCCUCGGGCGGCGCUUCGGGGUCGGGCGGCAGGGACGUGCUCUCGCGGGGGGGCAGCGAGCCGGCGCCCGAACCCGGACCGAGCGGGGGCGCGCGCGGGGGCCCAGCCGGCAGCCGCUGCGGCAGCGGGCGGGCGCCCGGGACGCGGGUCCUCGCCUGGAGGCGGCGUGAGAAGGCGCUGCUGGCGCAGCUCUGGGCGCUGCAGGGCGAGGCGCAGCGCACCGCCCGCAGGUACCGGGAGAAGUUCGCCCAGUACAUGGCUCACGUUCGCAACUUCGUCGGGGACCUGGGCGGCGGCCACGGCCAGGAUGGAGAGCAUAAGCUAUUCACUAUCAUUUUACAAAGAGAAAAAGACACCUUGGGAUUCAAUAUUAUAGGAGGUCGACCAAAUCAGAAUAAUCAGGAAGAAACAUCAACUGAAGGAAUUUAUGUUUCAAAAAUUUUAGAAAAUGGACCUGCUGACAGAGCAGAUAGCCUGGAGAUUCAUGACAAAAUCAUUGAG
Molecule: messenger RNA, 624 nt
Organism: Carlito syrichta (Philippine tarsier)
Lineage: Eukaryota; Metazoa; Chordata; Mammalia; Primates; Tarsiidae
Product: PDZ domain-containing RING finger protein 4-like
Exons: 4
Molecular function (GO): protein binding
Source: RefSeq, a predicted model, not a curated record